AUGGGUCGGCUCGACCGGAGUGAUACCACGGCCUCACAGAAAACCGGCGUGAAAAAACCACAGCGUUGUGUUUCGCCGUUGGGCCCCGCCCCUUUCUUCCCCGCCGACUCUAGUAGUAGUUUCGGAGCGCCAGUGACGUACGCGUAUCGCUGCGAGAUGGACGCGCCCGACGACCGAUAUUACGGCAACCAGACGCCGGACCGCUCCGACACGAACAGUCCGCGCUCACAAAUGAGUAGUCCCAACUCAAACUCUUCUAUCAAUGUGACGGAUCAAUCCAUUACGCUUUCUCAGCACCAACAGAACUUAGAGACACUAAACAGAAUGGGAAUGUUUUUUCACGCGCAACAAAUGCAUCUUAACCAGAGUUUUGAUGCUGUGAAAUCUAGGUUAGGCUUGACACAAGUGCCUACGAGUGUGAAUCCAGGCCCGAGGCAUACGAUAGACGCUAUCUUAGGACUCAAUGGCCAGAGGCAAGUUACUAGAGUGCAGAGUGAGUUUGAACAGAGGAGAGAGGAGAGGGAGUGUGAGACUGUACCAGUGUCGCCAGGAGCUAUUGAAAGUGCCGGCGAGGGUUCCUGCAACAGCAACGAUGGCUACAGUCAGAGAACUCCAACCGAUGACAAGUCUCCACCAGGCAGUGACGACGAAUCAGCCCGUCCUGGUUCAGCGGCAGACAACAAGAAGAAACAUCGACGGAACAGAACAACAUUCACCACGUACCAGCUACAUGAACUGGAAAGGGCUUUUGAAAAGAGCCACUACCCUGAUGUAUACUCCAGAGAGGAACUUGCGAUGAAAGUCAACCUGCCUGAAGUCAGGGUACAGGAUGGCAAACGAGUAGUCGGAUUACCUGGUGGUAAGCAAUCAGCGCCGCCCAUGGACAUCCGCAACAACGGGAGAGUGACGAGUGCGUUGUCGACCUUUUGGGGAUUUAGAGAUUGGGUAUGGUUCCAAAAUCGUCGUGCAAAAUGGCGUCGCCAGGAGAAGAUGGAGGCGGCUCGGCUUGGUCUUUCGGAGUACGGAUGUGGGGCAGGAGGUGGCAUUCCACGGCUCGGGGGCUUGGGACUGCCAGUGGAUCCCUGGCUAGCACCUCCUUUGCUCACAGCAUUACCAGGUUUCCUGAGCCAUCCCCCGUCUGGCUACCCAAGUUACCUUACGCCACCAGCGCCGGCGACAAGUGGCGCCCCCCCGGACCCGCGGUCAUCUUCCAUUGCAGCGCUUCGCAUGAAAGCGAAGGAACAUGUAGAAAGUCUCAAUAAAGGAUUACAGAUGGUCUAA
Molecule: messenger RNA, 1281 nt
Organism: Spodoptera exigua (beet armyworm)
Lineage: Eukaryota; Metazoa; Arthropoda; Insecta; Lepidoptera; Noctuidae
Source: the annotation of a GenBank genome assembly